CUAAGAUUCCUUUUUUCCCUCGCCAGAGAUGAAAAACUUUUAAGCUCUGCUCGAAAAUCUUUUGUCUCUCUUUCUCUCCCUGUCUAAAUCUAAAUAUUAUACUCUCUAAAUCACUCUCUCUCUCUAGACCUAUUCCAUAUUUAAUCCAAUAAAUCUCAUUUUCCGUCGACGUUCCUGCACAUCAAAAUUCCCACUUUCUCUCUCUUAGAAGACACUUGCAAGAACAAGAAAGAAAGCAAACAAACAAAAAAGCUCAAAUUUUGAUUUCUGGGUCUGUGGAAGAAGAUGACUGUGGAACAAGAUUUUGUUUCCUUGGAUCAGUUUCCUGUUGGAAUGAGAGUUCUUGCCGUUGACGAUGACCAGACUUGUCUUCGUAUCCUCGAAACCUUGCUUCAUCGUUGUCAAUACCAUGUUACAACAACGAACCAGGCACAAAAGGCUCUAGAGUUGUUGAGGGAGAACAAGAACAAGUUUGAUCUUGUUAUUAGCGAUGUUGACAUGCCUGACAUGGAUGGUUUCAAACUCCUCGAGCUCGUUGGUCUUGAAAUGGACCUACCUGUCAUAAUGUUAUCUGCCCAUAGUGAUCCAAAGUAUGUGAUGAAAGGAGUUACUCAUGGUGCAUGUGACUAUCUACUGAAACCGGUUCGUAUUGAGGAGCUGAAAAACAUAUGGCAACAUGUGGUGAGAAGCAGAUUUGAUAAGAACCGUGGGAGUAAUAACGGUGACAAGAGAGAUGGAUCAGGCAAUGAAGGUGCUGCAAAUUCUGAUCAGAACAGUGGGAGAGCCAACAGAAAACGUAAAGAUCAGUACAAUGAAGAUGAGGACGAGGAAAGAGAUGAUAACGAUGAUCCUUCUACUCAGAAGAAGCCACGUGUUGUUUGGACUGUUGAGCUUCACAAGAAGUUUGUAGCUGCGGUUAACCAAUUGGGAUUUGAGAAGGCAAUGCCUAAGAAGAUUCUUGAUCUUAUGAAUGUUGAGAAGCUCACUAGAGAAAAUGUGGCUAGUCAUCUUCAGAAAUUUCGACUUUACUUGAAGAGGAUUAGUGGUAAUCAGCAAACUAUAAUGGCAAACUCUGACUUACACUUCUUGCAAAUGAGUUCUUCUCUCGGUGGACUUGACGGUUACCACCACCGCCCAAUCCCCGGUCAGUUCCACGGUGGAGCCACCGCGAUGAGACCUUUCCCUCCAAACGGGAUUCUUGGUAGACUCAACACUCCUUCAGGGAUAGGUGUCAGGAACCUUUCAUCUACUUCUUCAGGGAUGUUCUUGCAAAACCAAACCGAUCUUGCAAAGUUUCACCAUGUCUCAUCACUUCCUCUUAACCACAAUGACGGAGGAAACAUACUUCAAGGGAUGCCUAUGCCUCUAGAGUUCGACCAGCUUCAGUCAAACAACAACAUCAGAAACAUGAACAACAACAACAACAAGAACACGAUUGCUUAUCCUAGCUUCUCUACACAACAAAGCUCUCUCAUCGGUGCUCCUAAUAACAAUCUCUUGGUUCUUGAAGGUCAUCCACAAGCAUCGCCUCCAGGCUUCCAAGGACACCAGAUCAAUAAACGUUUGGAACAUUGGCCAAACGCUGUAUCCUCAUCUCCUGCUCAGAACAGUAAUAGCAUCAUCCAUCAUCAGUUUGAUGUCUCUCCCAUACCGCAUUCUAAACCGGAUUCUUUGGAAUGGAGCAAUGGUCCAACAUCAAGCUAUUCUAUCCCAUUUUGUGACUCUGCAGCUCCAUUGAGUCCAGCCUUGGAUACAAACACUCAAGCGUUUUGCAGAAACACAGAGUUCAACUCAAAUGCAAAUGUGCAAACCGGAGGAGUCUACUAUGAUUCAUUGCAGAUGAGGCAAUACGGUCCAAGCACUGAUGCUAUGUUGUUGAGUAGUAACCCCAAGGAAGGAUUCAUCGUUGGGCAUCAGAAGUUACAGAGUGGAUUCUUGGGUGCAGAGGCUGGUUCUUUAGAUGAUAUAGUCAACUCCACAAUGAAGCAGGUGAACAGAGCCAAGGAGAUUUAUCUGGAGGAGAAUUGGGAUAUGGAGGCUUUAGCUCACUCAGGACAUGCAUAUGACUGGGAGAGAAGAUUUAGACAUAAAUCAAAACCAUCUUUGUGAUUGCUUUUGUCUCUUUCUUUCUCAUAUUUUCCUCUGUAUUGAUAUUGUAAACUAUUUUUUUUUUUACUUUCCCACUGGUUAUAGCAAUUUAGGAAUCUAAAGAAAUAAUAAAAAAGAAUUCAUAAAAUUUUUUUUUACCA
Molecule: messenger RNA, 2249 nt
Organism: Thlaspi arvense
Lineage: Eukaryota; Viridiplantae; Streptophyta; Magnoliopsida; Brassicales; Brassicaceae
Source: the annotation of a GenBank genome assembly